Molecule: messenger RNA, 3049 nt
Organism: Mercenaria mercenaria
Lineage: Eukaryota; Metazoa; Mollusca; Bivalvia; Venerida; Veneridae
Exons: 5
Coding region: 457-948 (163 amino acids)
Source: RefSeq, a predicted model, not a curated record
ACAGCUAGCGUUAUAUAGUUUCCCUACAAUGAAAAACGCGACGACAAUGUAAAUUGAUUGUACAAUAUUGAAUUCAGAGUUUAAAUGUUAAACACGACAUACAAGCUACCAGUAACGUUAAAGCCAAAUGUUAUCAUGUUAGCGGAUACAAUAUUCCUGAUUUAUAGGACAUCUUAAGACAUUUAUCAUAUUAUAUAUUAACAGUAAGCCUAUUCGAUUUGUCGGCUCAUCAAAGUUCAAUACAUUACUGUUGGACACGGAUUUAUAUUGUGCAUAUCACGCUUCAAAAAAGUGAUUUAUUUUUCAAUAUAUUAAAUCAAUUCAUAUCAUAUUUUUAUAUGAAUGGAGUAAAACCUAAAACAUUGAAAGUUACAAAAUACGCUUCUUAUCUAGAAUAUGCCGAAAGCAACACCCGUGACGAUAUAGAAGGGUUUCGUUUAAACCCCAAAAUAUGUUAUGAUGAGGACGCCUAGCUGGAUUAUUACUACAAAUGUUGUUUUGUUAUCACAUACAAUACAGACUUGCACUGCAUGUUCAGGAGACAAUAAUGAAGAUUCGGGAUGUUGGUACACACUUUGGUAUAUAUGGUUUGUUUUGGGGCUGUUUGUUGUAGUGAUAGCAGUUUUAGUCAUUUUAUACAUCAAACAUCGAACGAAAGAACGCUCACGUGCGAGGAGACGCAGAAGAAGCACACGAACAGUUCCGAUACAUAUAGUACCUACUGGUCCCCCAGGCUAUGCAGAACCUAGUCAUAAACCACCUUCAUAUGAUGAAGCAACCCGCCAACAAUCGGGUACCACAGUGCCGGGUAUAAUACCUUACUACAACGACGAUUAUGGGUACCAGCCGCCGCCAACAAGCAUGCGGAUGGUAACGUCAUUAGACAUAACCCAGCCACUUCCCCCUCCCUACGAUGAGUCUACACAAGGUCAUGCACAUCCUACGUGAAAUGUCAAAGUCAUUUAGUAAUCAUUUUCACCGUGCAGACAAUCAUUUUCAUAAAGACAAAUUAUACAGGUUUUACUUAACACGAAUGAAAAGUUCAAGGUCACGAACAUAUAAACGUUAUGAUCUUUGUUUCAAGGUAGGCAAGAAGGCCUGAAGAUAUUUCAUAAUUCGUGAGAUGCUGACAAUGGAAUAACACAUUUAUAUAAACAUGCGUUCUGUAAGAAAGCUCUUUGGAAAUGAAGCAAUGAAUGGUACGCAUGAAAUGUUGCUAUUUAAAAGGUGGAACUUUAGUCGUGUAAGACGACCAUUUCUGUAUGUGACAAUAAUCAUGAGGAUAUGGCCGCCAUACGUUCAUUAAAUGUCGAUAUGGGGUAUGUCUAUCAAAUUAGUAUAAACAUUUUUUUUUUCACAGAAAUGUAGAACGUUUGCCUACAUAAAUGUCUACAUGCAUUUAUUUUUGAAAUUAUAAUCACUGUCUUUUGAAUUCCGUCCACAACUGUUUCUGCAGAAAUUCUUAAGCAUGGUGCAUUUAUGUUUUAUGUUGUUUGAAACUGUAUCUGUCAUGCUGUCUGUACAUAUAUUUUUCUUGCAUUUUCAUUUUUUAGAUUGGAAAUUUGCACACAAAAAAAAUCAAUAUGGCAAUGCCGAAUGUUGGCAUUUCAGUACAUUUGUAGGGCUUUUUUAUGUUCGUAGUUGAAAAUAUUUUUCAUAAAUCGCAUUCUCCACAGCUGUGAAGAAUACGAUCCAACUAUUCACACAGUCAGAAUAUUCCUUACACAGAUUUCGUUAUUGCCAUAGGGAUUUGAUAGAAUGUAUGUGUAUUUUACAUUUAAGGUUACAGAUCAUUCAAUGAUCUAAUGAAAUUCAGGUUUGAAAUAACAUGGUCUAGAAGGCCAAUAAAUAAUCUGCAUCUUAUUAAUAAAACUAUAGAAACAAAUUUGACCAAAUUAGAUAAUCCGCUUAUUGAUAUACUGGUAUAUGAAAUCUCUGCUUUCUGCUAGUUAAAAUAACAUGUUUAUUUCACCAUUUUCCUACAAUCUUGACAUUUGAAGUGGAAACCAUUCCAAGUAAAAGACGACGAGACCAGAUUUUGUGUUAUGUUGUACUAAGGUCCACUGGGAAAAGGGUAUAAUAUAAUAGGCCUACGCAAUUGUGUGUUAAAAUGUUUUCCCGGAAUUUCAACCCUACCGAAAGAAGCUAUUUAAUGUUAUAUAAUGGCAGUUAACUGCUGCAUUUAUGCAACAUCAAUUGUAUAACGCAGUUGAUUAUACAUGUAGUAGAUCUAUUUCAAAAUAAAAAGAUUUUAUAUAAAUACUAGCUCUAAAAGAGAAACAGUUCUCUUAUUUAAAAAAGGGAAAAAAUGCUUACAGAAAAGGCGAGUCCGAAACAGAUGGCAGUAGCUGUUUCAAGUAAUUUGUGAAUCAAUAACAUAUUAUGAUAAUGACUUGUACAAUAUGUAUUGGCGCAUCAAGAACAUAAAAUUAUAAUCUGGUUUUGUACAAUAUAUAUUGGCGAAUCUAGAAAAUAAUAUUGAAAUCAUGAUUUGAAGAACGCCUGUUAACGAACUAAUUAUGGUUUGUACAAGGUUAGGUUUACUAGGGAAUCAAGAAAACGAAUUUGUAAUCAAGUUCUAUUGUCGAAUCAGGAAAAUAGUUUUGUAAACAAAAUGUGUACGUCUGUUGGCGAAAGAAGAACAUAAUAUUGUAAUCAUGAUUUGUUCAUUGUUGAAGAAUCUACAAAACACGUAAAAAUAAUUUGUCGAUGUCUAUCUAAUUGGCGGAUAAAGAACAUAAAUUGUAAUUGUCAGCAAAAUGUUUCUUUGGCGAACGAAAAACAAUAUUGUAUUCAUAAUUUGUACAACGUAUGUUUUUGAAUCAAGAACAUAAUUUUGUAAUUUUGAUUGAACAAUGUCUGUUUCUUGUUUCUUACAGAUCUAUUUUUAUGAUAUAUAUUUACGAUAUAACCGUUUGUCAUGCUUAUUUUUUUCGCCAUUCUGAAUGUGCUGUUUGUUUUAUUGUUAAAAUUGUUGAUCUAUUACAGUGUAUUUUUCAUUGCAUAAAGCGGAUCUGUGAUAGAAAAUAAACCUAUUAUAAUAUAUAAA